Metschnikowia bicuspidata var. bicuspidata NRRL YB-4993 is the source of this 648-nucleotide messenger RNA. RefSeq names its product ureidoglycolate hydrolase. The record is from RefSeq and is a predicted model, not a curated record. Gene Ontology annotation, biological process: allantoin catabolic process. Lineage: Eukaryota; Fungi; Ascomycota; Pichiomycetes; Serinales; Metschnikowiaceae. Gene Ontology annotation, molecular function: ureidoglycolate hydrolase activity; ureidoglycolate lyase activity. The transcript has a single exon. Bases 1 to 648 code for a protein of 215 amino acids.
AUGGCACUCAAAACAUUUGACACGCAAGGUUCAUUUGCCAUAUCUGCAGAGCUUCUCACGCCAGAAAACUUUGCUUCAUUUGGCGGGGUCAUGAGUGCGGAUCACCAAAUUCAAAGUGUCCAGUUGUCAGCCGCAAAUUAUGGAACAGCCGUGAAGAUUCAUAACGUCGCACCGAUAGCGAACAAUUCAGACCAAUGUCCAAGCGGGAAAAAGGCUGAGUCAAGAUGGAACAUUUUCCGAUGCUCCGCGCCAAAUCACUUGAUUCAAGUGAAAAAUGCUUCCACGGACUCGUAUCGGGCUAAAGUUUUGGAGCGACAUCCAUUCUCGACACAAACGUUCGUUCCCAUGGGUCACAAUGCCAGCAGAUUAUCCUAUUUGGUGAUUGUUGCGAAAUCUGAUGAGCUAAGUGCCGAGAAACUUCCAGAUCCGACUUCUCUUCGAGCUUUUGUUUGUAUGGGAAAUCAAUCUGUCACAUAUGGGGCAGGUGUGUGGCAUGCACCAAUGGUGGUAAUUGAUGACAGUACUCCGCACAUUGAUUUUGCUGUCUUCAUUAAUGAAAACGGCGUGCCAGAUGAGGACUGCCAAGAGUGCUACUUUGAUCCUGGCUAUUUAAUUGAAUAUCCCACCGAUAAGAAAGCAAAACUAUAG